AUGACUUAUCAAAACAAAAAAUAUACACAACGAAAUCACUCAAAAGUUUUGGAAGCAGCAAAAUUAAUUAUCGGUUUGUACAACUUUCAGCUUUCAUUGUGUGCUUUCACUUAAAUAUAUAGCAACUUUAACGUUUUACCAACGUUUCAACAGUAUUACUCAAGCAGACAUGAUGUUGACUUUACCUUACUCUGCUGAAUAAAUGCAAAAUUCAUAUAUUUGCGUGCUCGUUUGAGUAAUACAUGAAAAUCAUGGAGUUAAGUCAUAGUUUAGUAUUAAACGAAGAAGCCUUAAAAGAAAUUCCGGAGCCAAAACGACCAGUAUUCGUCUUUGAAUGGCUACGUUUUCUGGACAAGGUCUUAUCAACAGCUCAAAAGGCCGACAUCAAAGGAUAUCAAAAGAAACUAGUGGCACAAUUAUUGGAUAUAAUUCAAGAGAGUCCGGGUCCUCCGACUCGAAGAUUAGUUGCUCGAUGUUUAGCCACACUGUUCAGUGUCGGCGAUACAUUCCUGUUAUUUGACACAGUCAACAAAUGUAACGAUAUCUUGAAGAAUAAGGACGACUCACCCAGUUUUCCGCAAACAAAACUAGCUGCAAUUUGUUGUAUUGGAUUCAUGUAUCAGAAACUAGGUCGUAUGAUGGGUAGAUCGUACGAAGAAACAGUCCAAAUUUUGAUCAAGUGUUUACGAAAUGCGGAAUCUUUAACUCGUAUCGAAGUUAUGCUGGCCUUUGAAAAAGUUUGUUGCGGAAUGGGCGCUGCCAUAUCGAAUAUCCACAAAGAAAUUUAUAAAGCAGCCCGUCAUUGUUUAACCGACCGAGUGAUGGCUGUGCGAUGUGCUGCUUCUAAGUGUUUAUUGGAAAUGUCUAAACAUGCACCUUUCAUUUACACUACUGAAUUAGAAAGUAUGGCUGCUCUGUGUUUUCGAGCAUUUGACGGUGCUAAUUACGAAGCGCGUUACGCAAUAGCUAAAUUAUUAGGCACCUUAGUGGCAUCCACACAAACACAAGCAAAUAACCAAUUGCCUGUAUCAGGUCCAAAAAAAGACACCAAAGAAGUCUCGUUAGAUGACGCUUUUGGAAUCCUCAUGUCCGGAUUUCUACGUGGAGGCACCGGAUUUCUGAAAGGCACAGGAGAAAUCAUCAAAGGAAGCUCAACAGUGAAUCGAGAAGUUCGUGUUGGAGUAACACAUGCAUAUGUGAUAUUUAUUCAAAUUUUGGGAGCUAAUUGGCUCGAAAGAAAUACCAACUUCAUUUUAAACCAUAUACUUGAUUUGGUAGCCAACCCUAAAGCUGCAUCCUCGCAUAUAGAUGCCGUAUAUUCGCGCAAAUGUAUAAAUUUCAUACUUAGAAGCAUCUUGGGGCGUAUGCUUAGUGAAAAAGCUCAAGCAUCAACCUGUAAACAACUGGCGAUUAUUGUAGCCAAACAGAUGGCCACUAUAGAUUUUAGCCCAGAAAAUGCCAAGGACAGCAAUCAAGAAACUCUCUUUGGUCAGCAUUUGUUAGUUUGCGCAUUACAAGAAAUGGGAUUAUUGAUGCUGAGUUUAGGAACGACUGCAAAUAACCUUAUAUCGGAUCCCUCAUGUGGUUUGAUUGAAGCCGUAAUGGCAGUCUUGAUUCAUCCAUGUUACGCUGCCAGAUUAGCAGCAGCUUGGUGUCUUCGAUGUAUAUGUAUUGCUGUUCCAGGCCAAUGUACUAUUUUAAUAAACAGAUGUCUCGAAGGACUGGAGAACAUGAAAACAACCUCGGAAGCGAUUUCUGGAUAUAGUGGAGCAUUAGCUGCAGUUUUAGGAGGAGUCAGACUUUCUCCUUUGGGUGUUCCUCACACUAAAGGAAAAAUUAUAUUCAACACAGCUGAAGAGUUACUUCGCAGUGCGAAUCAGAAUAGUCGGCUUUCGUUACAUCGGACGCAAGCUGGUUGGCUUCUGAUCGGUUCUAUUAUGACUCUAGGGAGUUCUGUUGUUCGUAGUUUAUUACCGAGAAUGGUAUUAUUGUGGAGAAAUUCAUUUCCUCGUUCGAAUAAAGAAUUAGAUUCGGAAAAAGCUCGCGGAGAUGCGUUUACUUGGCAGGUGACUCUUGAAGGAAGAGGUGGAGCGCUGUCUUCUAUGCACAGCUUUUUACAAAAUUGUCCCGAACUUGUGAAUGAAGAUAUUAUUCGAAGAUUAUUGACACCAAUUGAGUCUGCGAUAUCAAUGCUGAUCAAUAUGGGAUCGGUAAUAAAAUCCUACGGACAACAUAUCAAAGCUCCUGCAGCUACAGUGAGACAUCGACUUUACGAAACCCUCUCACUAAUUCCACCUCAUGCUUUCGAAGGUUCCUAUACCCACAUAUUGAGACUUUUAGUAUCAGAAUUCACAUUGAGUGAAAAUCCAGCGAAUACAACGUGUUCAUUGCUUCGAGCAUCUUGUCACACUGAUGAAUCAGUUUUAUUAGGCACUGCUCCUCUUCUGCAUACUGAUCAUCGUAUUGUUGAGGAUCAAUUGAUGGCUAGUAGCGCAUCUGGUUCUGGAGCACUAGAACACGAUCCAUGUUGCUUGUAUAGACCAAUGACGAAUGAAGAACUCCCCGGACCAUUACCUCUCGGUGUAGCUGUAAUUGACUCUUCAGUGUCACUAUUCGGCCUAAUAUUCCCACGUGUUGCAAACAAGCACCGGUUUCAAAUUUUGGAGCAUUUCGUCGAAUGCAUUAAACAAGCGAAAUCAUCUCGAGCUGACGCAGUCACAAUUAAUAUUUUCGCUUCAUUAUUAGCAGCGUUGAAAGGUUUAACGGAAGCUAAAGGAAAUAUCGGCCAAGAAGACGUCAGAAAAGCUGCAACAUCAUUUAUAGUGGGGACUCUGACUAAUAGCAGUCCAAUUUUACGAUGUGCUGCUGCCGAAUCACUGGGUCGUUUAGCUCAGGUCGUGGCAGAUCCGAGAUUCACCGCUGAAUUGGCUCAAACUAGUUUUGAUCGUUUGAGGAAUGCUCGCGAUGUUGCGAGUCGUACAGGGCAUUCUUUGGCAUUGGGAUGUAUACAUCGUUACGUCGGUGGCAUGGGAUCUAGUCAGCAUUUAAACAUGAGCGUCAGUAUUCUGCUAGCUCUGGCACAAGAUUGUACUUCUCCUGUGGUGCAGGUUUGGUCGUUGUAUGCAUUAUCACUUAUUGCUGAAUCAGGUGGACCAAUGUUCCGUGGAUACGUAGAACCUUCGCUUUCAUUGGCUUUAAAAUUACUUUUAACAGUUCCUCAAUCCCAUGUUGACGUGCAUCAUUGCAUUGGUAAAGUACUGUCUGCUUUGAUAACCGUCAUUGGACCAGAAUUACAAGGAAAUGCAACGGCAACAUGCACAGCUAGAUCAUCGUUUUUGUGCGCUUGUGCCAUCAUGCAAGACCAUCAAGAUCCGUUAGUACAAACUGAAGCUACCGCUUGCUUACAACAGCUGCAUUUAUUUACUCCAAGACACGUCAAUUUAUCCUCUUUUGUUCCCACACUUUGUAAAACAUUACCGAGUAAUCAUUUGUUGUUGAGAAAAGCUGCGGUAUCUUGUUUACGUCAAUUAGCUCAGCGAGAAGCGAGAGAAAUCUGCGAACAUGCGUUAACGUUAAUCAAUGAAAAUAACGAAAAUGCCACCGACGAUUAUUUGGCUAUGACUGAAAGUGGCUUACCUGGAUUACUUUUCAAACUAUUAGACACAGAAACGGAUAAACAACUUAUUAAAGACGUACACGACACAUUGACGAGUAUGCUGCAAAUGUUAGCUGCUGAUAAUUUAACGCAGUGGUUGUCCCUUUGUCGAUCUGUUCUCACUAUAACAUCUGAAUCCAAUACUGAUAACGACACUGCCAGAAAUGCUACACUCGUCGAGGAAACCGAGGAAGAAGGAGACGAUUUGGCUGAAUUUAAAACUGGCGAAAAUAAUCCAAAAAAGAAUUCCAUUCAGCCUCGCUGGCCUACCCGAGUAUUCGCCGCCGAAUGCGUGCGACGUAUCAUCACCACAUGUCAAGCAGCUGGUCCUGCUCAUUUCGAUUUACAAUUAGCCAAAGAAUUAAAUUUGUCUAAAAAUAAGGGCGAUUAUUUAGUAUCCCAUUUAUCGGAAUUGAUUCGAAUGGCAUUUAUCGCCGCCACCAGUGACUCGGAUGAAUUACGAUUGGAAGGAUUACGAACAUUGCAUAUAAUCAUAGAUAAAUUUUCCAAAGUCCCCGAACCCGAGUUUCCGGGUCAUUUGUUACUAGAACAGUUCCAAGCUCAAGUUGGAGCUGCUUUGAGACCCGCAUUUUCCAACGAAACAGCCAGUCAUGUUACAGCUGCUGCUUGCGCCGUUUGUAGUGCUUGGAUUGGUAGCGGAGUUGCUAAGGAUUUGAACGAUCUACGUCGAGUUCACCAGUUACUCGUGUCUUCGCUGACUAAAUUACAAAAUACAUCGAAUGCCACUACUCUAUACAACGAAAGCGUCGCUACGUUGGAAAAGCUCUCCAUUUUGAAAGCCUGGGCUGAGGUUUACAUCGUAGCUAUGGUGAACGAAGGUUACACCAGUGAUAUUAAAAUAACCAUGCCUACGAUCGAAGAUGAAGAAAGUGACGAAGAUUUCGGUAAAUUCGAAAGUAAAGGCGAAAGUUUAUUGAGUUUGGUUCAGCCUGAAUUAUCUUCGUUGGCUGAACAUUGGCUCGCUGCGUUACGCGAUCAUGCGUUAUUAAUGUUGCCACCAGAAUAUUCUAGUCAAUUGCCAAGAGAUGGAGGUGCAUUUUAUACGAAUGAUACGAUGGAUAGUUGCAGGCCUCAUUAUUGUGCUACGUGGCCUGCGCUUUUACACGCUGCUACGCUUUGGUUAACUUCAGAUUUCUUUAAACAACCCCCUGCGGAGAAAAAUGAUAAAAUUGCCAAGAAAGCUACCGAAUAUUUCGGAUUGAUCUUCGGUAUAUGUAUGGAAUCGUUGUGCAAUUCACGUUCUGUUUGUCCAACUGACAGUGUUAUUACGUGUUUACGUACGUUAUAUGCGUUGUUAAGUCUGCCAUACCCGCGUCAGCUUCUGACAGCUAAUUCCAAAUUACCUAUCGAAGUGUGCAAUGUUCUUCAUAGAUUAAUUCUAACCAAAGAUCAUUCAGAAAUUCAUAGAUUAUGUAUGGAUGUAUUAAAACAGACUAUUUUAGCGGUUCAAGAAUCAUUGACUUCUGCCAAAAAAAGCAAAUUCAAAGAAUUAUAUCCUGUCAACCAAGACGUUGCUAUCAGUAGCGUCGAAGAACUAGACUUAUUAGGAGAAGGUGGCGAAGAUGGAAAUAUCAAUCACACCCAAGGUUUUGUUUUUGCUGUGCUUGAAGUAUGUCUAUGUUUGAUCGUUCGACAAAUGCCAACGUUGAAUUGGUUAUCUCUCGUCUCAUCUACUGUUCAAACGAGACAACAAUUACCCAGCAACGAACUCAGCGAUUUAGUUGCUAGUUCUAUUACUGCGAUGGAGUCGCUGCCUGAUUUAUGUUCUCCAGCUGGUGCUGUAUCAAUAUUGCCAACGGUUCUAUACCUCACUACCAGUGUUAUGAAAGAGAUAGCUUCGAUGACAACUAAUGGCAAAACAAACAAUGUAGCGGUGACUACUGCUUUGCAUGCGUUGCGUUCUUUUGUUACCCAUAAAUACUGCGCUGAUCCCAGAUCAAGUCAGCAGUGGAAAUCUUUAUUGCAAAGUACUAUGGCUAAAAUGAUUGAUUUGGCCAAAACAGGUUCGGAUGAAAAGAAAAUCGACGAAGUUUGCAUUAUGCUAGCGCUAUCAGUUUUCGUUUUAAAUGCUCCGGCUGAUGUUAUUGUUGUUCCUAAUUUACAGUAUCCUUGCAUUAAUUACUUUAGACAUUGCUUCCAAAGCGAAAAUAUACAAGUCAGAAUGAAAUGCGUUCAGACAUUGAAGCAUUUAUUUAAUCAUUCCGAUAAAACUGUUUCAAAUGGAUAUAUUUUGGCAUUAGCUCCCAGAUUGGUGGAGUAUUUGCAUUUGGAACCCACCAAAUGUCCAAAUUCUGAACUAGAACUUCAAUUAUCCAUUGAAGUUAUUAAUGCUGUGGAAUCGCUUAUACGACUGGCUGAGCCAGAUAAAGGAAAUAUUCUCCAAGGUGUUAAAGUACUAGGCAUGCUUGUACCUGCUCUAGUCGGAUUUCUACUAGAAGAGUCGAUGAAAUUCCCCAACAAGUAUCAGAAAUCAUUGCACGAGCAUAGUUUACAAUGGUUGACGAAAAUUGGACCCCAGUAUCCUCAAGAAUUCAAAACUGUCAUAUCUCAAAAUGGAAACCUGCGUUCUAAAUUAGAAGCUGCGGCUCGCGCUAAAGGUCAGAAAGGUAAACUAGAUCAGAAAACCGUAAUUUCCAAGAACGCGAUGAUUUCAACAGCCCCGACUAUUAAAUUAAAAACCGAUUUUACUAAUUUCCAAAGUUCCAUUCCUAAAAACUAAAUUUUUAGUAUUUUAUUAAGUAUUUAUACAGUGAAAGCAAUAUUCAUAUUAUGUAGAAAUGCUUGGUUUUAAUUUUCUUUUUUAUUUUCGACUCCAAUCUUAGCUAAAUUUUAAUUUUUUUUUUAUUUUAUAAGACUGCGUAAUAUUACCGAAUGUUCUUCCACUUUUUUUUUCGUUUUUUAAUUGAUUUUUAUUGGUUUACCAAUUACCAUUAGAUUUUAAAUAUUUAUUUUUGUUUCAACAUCGAUUGUAGAAAAUAUGGCUUUUUAGUAACUAAAAAUAUUUAAUGAAUUUCUGUUGAAGUAUUUUACGAACAGAUUUACUAAUGAAUUUUAUGUUAUUUGCGUAGUUAAUCAAUGUAAUAUUAAUUCAAUUGUGUAACAGUAGUGAUAGUUUUUUGAAUUGAAAGUAAAACAUGAAUACAAAAUAGUAAUUUAUUUGAAAAAAAGUGUAUAAAAUUUCUACUGCGUAAUUUUUAAACAAGCAUAAUCCAUUAGCUGAUAUAAUUCUCCAAUCAAUUUGCAGCUGAUGUGAAUACGUCAUGAAAAAAAAAACAAUGUUUGUAGAUGAAAAAUUAUUAACAAGUAACCAAGGAAAAAAAUCACAAUAAA
Planococcus citri (citrus mealybug) is the source of this 7006-nucleotide messenger RNA. Its product is annotated as HEAT repeat-containing protein 5B. NCBI's taxonomy places the organism in Eukaryota, Metazoa, Arthropoda, Insecta, Hemiptera, Pseudococcidae. Gene Ontology annotation, biological process: retrograde transport, endosome to Golgi; endocytosis; intracellular protein localization. Gene Ontology annotation, cellular component: membrane; endocytic vesicle; Golgi apparatus. The transcript has 35 exons. The record is from RefSeq and is a predicted model, not a curated record. Bases 243 to 6395 code for a protein of 2050 amino acids.